This is a messenger RNA of Daphnia magna, 657 nucleotides long. RefSeq lists its product as uncharacterized. The transcript has a single exon. The record is from RefSeq and is a predicted model, not a curated record. NCBI's taxonomy places the organism in Eukaryota, Metazoa, Arthropoda, Branchiopoda, Diplostraca, Daphniidae. Bases 1 to 657 code for a protein of 218 amino acids.
AUGGACCGAGUUCUCGACGGACUAAAGUGGACAGAGUGUCUUGUGCAUAUGGAUGAUAUCCUCGUUUUCGGAAAUUCGCUGGAACAACACAAUGAUCGACUUCACCGCGUCCUACAAGCAAUCGAAAACGCCGGCCUAACUCUUAACGUGCGCAAGUGUGUAUUCGGUGCACCAAGUGUGUCCUAUCUAGGUCAUCGAAUUGACAGUCGAGGAAUUUCGCCUGAUCAAACGAAAGUUGAAGACGUACGGCUUUUCUCUAGGCCAGAUACGCUCACAAAAUUAAGGGCCUUCUUGGGAAUGGCCUCGUUUUAUCGUCGUUUCAUCCCUAAUUUUGCAUCGAUCGCUCGUCCUCUCCAUAUGUUACUGAAAAAAGGUGCUGAUGUAACGAGAGAUUGGACUCAAAGUCAUGAAGUGGCGAUGUUGGAACUAAAGGCGAAGUUGACUACUGCCCCUGUGCUUGUAAGUGACGACGGCAUUUCAGGAGUCGAGCUUUUUACAGAUGCCAGCAUUAAGGGAAUCGGUUCAAUCUUGAUGUUGAAAGGAGAGAAUGGUCUCCAACCAGUAACGUUUAUUAGUCGAAGACUCACGCCAGCCGAGGAAAAAUAUCACAUCAAUGAACUGGAAUGUCUGGCCCUCGUCUGGUCUCUAAACAAGUAA